Molecule: messenger RNA, 1215 nt
Organism: Arvicola amphibius (Eurasian water vole)
Lineage: Eukaryota; Metazoa; Chordata; Mammalia; Rodentia; Cricetidae
Gene: Cdo1
Product: cysteine dioxygenase type 1
Exons: 5
Coding region: 209-811 (200 amino acids)
Biological process (GO): L-cysteine catabolic process
Molecular function (GO): ferrous iron binding; cysteine dioxygenase activity
Source: RefSeq, a predicted model, not a curated record
CGGGAGGGCGGAUUCCGCUGCUUUGGUCUUGACCGGUGCGGUGCACUAGGCUGGUCUCUGGUGACUCCUAGACUUGGGUCUAACACCCUUGCGAGAGCCUUUAGUGCGGUGGGUCCCGGGCGUCCCGGGUCCUGGGUGUGUCGGGUGUCCAGCCUGCAGCCGGGGUCCUCCGCAGCCGGCCUGGAGGGGGGUGCCGCAGCCCUACGGGAUGGAAGGGACGGAGCUGCUGAAGCCGCGGACCCUGGCCGACCUCAUCCGCAUCCUGCACGAGCUCUUCGCGGGCGACGAGGUCAAUGUAGAGGAGGUGCAGGCUGUGCUGGAGGCCUACGAGAGCAAUCCCGCCGAGUGGGCUUUGUACGCCAAAUUCGACCAGUACAGGUAUACUCGCAAUCUUGUGGAUCAAGGAAAUGGGAAGUUUAACCUGAUGAUUCUGUGCUGGGGUGAAGGGCACGGCAGCAGUAUCCAUGAUCACACGGACUCCCACUGCUUUUUGAAGAUGCUGCAAGGAAACCUAAAGGAGACAUUGUUCGCCUGGCCUGACAAGAAAUCAAAUGAGAUGAUCAAGAAGUCAGAAAGGACCUUGAGGGAAAACCAGUGUGCCUACAUUAAUGAUUCCAUUGGAUUACAUCGAGUGGAGAACGUCAGCCACACGGAGCCUGCCGUGAGCCUUCACCUAUACAGCCCGCCUUUCGAUACGUGCCACGCCUUUGAUCAAAGAACAGGCCAUAAAAACAAAGUCACCAUGACAUUCCACAGCAAAUUCGGAAUCAGGACUCCAUUUCCAACUUCAGGCUCAGUGGAGAACAACUAAGGCAUACCAAGCCCUGAGAAGCUUUGCUUCUGGCUCCUCAGUGUUUACCUUGGACAGAGAGGCCGCCCGACAUUUGCUGCCCAGUAACACAGCUAAAUAAGCCCACGCUCGAAUCUAUGGCAAAGUGUCCCGAGCUAUGCGGGAGAAAAUCUGUGUUCUUGGUAUCGGAUGAGAACUUUUUAAAUCUGGAUUUUAUAUUUUCAAGCCUAUUUGACAAAUUCCUAUGCCGUGGAGAAUAGGAAAGCAUAUAGCAGCCUGCUGCUUGGUAGUAGACAGCAGCGGGUGUGGAAAUGUGCAUCUGCCCGACCUCCUGCAUGCAGAAAACUGAAACUGUCUCUAAUGUGCCCCCUUUGUACUGCCACCAAAUUGCCAAACUACUUUAAUAAAACUGGAUUUGAGAAGAA